UUUUCCAUUCUCACUGGAUUGUAUGUUCUACAGAGGAGCCAUUUUAUUACGGAUGUUGUUAUUUUCGCACUAUCGCGGCGUCAGAAGAAUAUCACAUAGAACAAUGACUUGGCAAGUACGGCUGAUCAUCUCUGUCCUUUUUCUCGGUUCAGUAUCUGGGCAGGUUAGCUAUUCGGUACCGGAGGAAAUGCCCAAAGGGUCGUUAGUCGGUAAUAUAGUGCAGGAUCUUGGGUUAGAUAUAAAAAGAUUAAAAUCUGGCAACGCUCAUGUUUAUACUGGAGACGGCACUGACUACAUUGAACUGAAUAAAGAAAGGGGUGUCCUUCUUAUUAAAGAGAGAAUAGAUCGCGAAGGAUUGUGCGGAAAAACGAGCCCCUGCGCUUUACAUUUCCAGAUAAUUAUUGAAAACCCGAUUGAAUAUUAUGGUAUCACUAUAUUAAUUCAAGAUCAGAACGAUAACGCACCUCAGAUUCUCUACCCAGUACUAAGUGGAGGGUCUGUCGUGGCUGAAAUCGUGCCUCGUUCGGCCGAUGUAGGCUAUCUUGUUACUAAAGUGGUCGCUGUUGAUGUGGACUCCGGACAGAAUGCCUGGCUCUCAUAUAAACUGCUGAAAUCGACAGACAGAGCGCUGUUUGAAGUGGGUUUACAGAAUGGAGAAAUACGGACUUUACGUCAAGUCACCGAUAAAGAUGCUGUCAAACAAAGACUCACUGUUGUAGUGGAGGACAACGGACAGCCUUGUCGCUCAGCUACAGUAAAUGUUAACGUGGCGGUGGCUGACAGCUUCCCGGAAGUGCUCUCGGAAUUCACCGAUUUUACGCAAGACAAGGUUUAUAAUGAUAAUCUCACUUUUUAUUUAGUCCUGGCCUUGGCUGUCGUUUCAUUUAUUUUCAUUGUCUCCCUAAUUGCUAUACUGUCGGUAAAGUGCUACAGAUGGAGACGUGAACAAUUGUUUUAUAAAUCAAACGGUAACCUUCCAGUUAUACCCUACUAUCCACCACUUUACGCAGACGUCGAUGGUACAGGAACUCUACAGCACGUGUAUAAUUACGACAUGUGCAGGACGACUGACUCCAGAAAGAGUGAUAUGAAGUAUGUUAGACCGUGCAGUCAGAGCAUCAUUAGUCUGGACGCCUGUGGAACUCAAACCCUGCCUCACGUUGAUCAGAAAGGCGCGAUUGAGGUUUCAGAAAAUCAGGUGAGUUUUUCAGAAUGA
Messenger RNA from Conger conger (European conger), 1216 nucleotides. RefSeq names its product protocadherin gamma-A7-like. NCBI's taxonomy places the organism in Eukaryota, Metazoa, Chordata, Actinopteri, Anguilliformes, Congridae. Gene Ontology annotation, molecular function: calcium ion binding. Gene Ontology annotation, biological process: homophilic cell-cell adhesion. The coding region runs from base 23 to 1216 and encodes 397 amino acids. The transcript has 2 exons. The record is from RefSeq and is a predicted model, not a curated record. Gene Ontology annotation, cellular component: plasma membrane.